This is a messenger RNA of Rhincodon typus (whale shark), 2753 nucleotides long. RefSeq names its product zinc finger protein 436-like. Gene Ontology annotation, molecular function: RNA polymerase II cis-regulatory region sequence-specific DNA binding; DNA-binding transcription activator activity, RNA polymerase II-specific. Gene Ontology annotation, cellular component: nucleus. Gene Ontology annotation, biological process: regulation of transcription by RNA polymerase II. The coding region runs from base 524 to 1312 and encodes 262 amino acids. The record is from RefSeq and is a predicted model, not a curated record. NCBI's taxonomy places the organism in Eukaryota, Metazoa, Chordata, Chondrichthyes, Orectolobiformes, Rhincodontidae. The transcript has 3 exons.
AUGCGCGGAACCAUUAAUGGCGGCUGAUGGAUGUUUCUUACAUUCGGUCCGAGAACGGUAAGAUUUGAGCCUGAACGGAGAGAGCGAUGAUCCAGCGGGAGCUCGGUGAGGUUGCCUGAAACUAUUGUAUCAGAAUCUAGAAACACAGACGGACUAAGUAAGGGAUGAGCUGGAGUGUGGAGCUGGAGGAACACAACAGCCAGGCAGCAUCAGAGGAGCAGGAAAGCUGACGUUUCGGGUCGGGACCUAUCUUCAUCUGACCACUGUGAUUUUGACACUUUUUCUUGGCUGUGCUGUGAUUUGCAAGAUGCUGACAGGUAAGAGGUUCCAAGUAAUUCACGCAGUGAUGAUGAAGGAAUGGUGAUGUAUGUACAAAUCAGCAACAUCAGUUUUAAAGGAAUACAGUGUACCAAGGAUAUUAGAAGGACAGGAUUUGCAUUUGUGCCAUUCAAACCACAUGUCACAUCAGGAUUUGACAGAGCCACUCAAUUUGUCUUAACCUGAAAAUCAUUGGAUUUUGACCAUGGAAGGAAACAGCACCGUUCUCAGUGGGGAGAAACCAUACACAUGUUCUGUGUGUGGAAAAUGCUUUGCUGAUUCAUCCAACCUGCUGAAACACCAGCGAGGUCACGCUGGAGAGAAGCCGUUCAACUGCUGUGAGUGUGGGAAGGGAUUCGCUUGGUCAUCCAGCCUGCUGAGACAUCAACGUGGUCACACUAGGGAGAAACCAUUCACCUGCUCUGAGUGUGGGAAAGGAUUCACCAAGUCAUCCAAACUUGUGCAACACCAGCAAAUUCAUGCUGGGGAGAAACCAUUCACCUGCUCCAAAUGUGGGAAAGGAUUCACCACGUCAUCCAACAUGUUGAGACACCAACGAGUUCAUACUGGCGAGAGACCAUUCAGUUGCUCCGUGUGUAAAAAGGGAUUCACUCGGUCAACCCAUCUGCUGCAACACCAGCGAGUGCACACUGGGGAGAAACCAUUCACCUGCUCUGUGUGUGGGCAGGAAUUCACUCGGUCAACCCAUCUGCUGAGACACCGGCGAGUUCACACUGGGGAGAAACCAUUCACCUGCUCCGUGUGUCAGAAGGGAUUCACUCAGUCAACCCAUCUGCUGCAACACCAGCGAGUUCACACUGGAGAGAGACCAUUCGCUUGCUCUGUGUGUGGGAAGGGAUUCACUCAGUCAACCCAUCUGCUGCAACACCAGCAAGUUCACACUGGAGAGAGACCAUUCGCUUGCUCUGUGUGUGGGAAGCGAUUCAUUCGGUCAACCAGACUGUUAACACACCAGUGUGUUCACACUGGGUAGAAACUGUUUACUUGCUCCAUGUGUGAGAAGGGAUUCACUUGGUCAUCCAUCCUGUUAACACACCAGCAAAUUCACAGCGAAUCAGUUUUGAAAGAUUUUGCUCUUACUCACACCAAGGAAUGAACCUUGGUCAUUGGGCUGUUUGUACUAAAGUUAUUAAACCCUGCUGUAUUAAUGGGUCUGAUAAAAUUUGGAUAAAAUGUCAAUACGAUUUUUUUAUCUGUUGGGUACUGUAAGGGUGGCGCAUCUUUGUGAGACACGAAAUGGCCAACAAGGGAUAAGCAAAAUUAAACAGCCUGCUCCAACAUCUAAGUGAAACAUAAUGGUACCUUUGAAUAGGACACUCCAAGGUCAACUAAGGGCCUUGCAAGCAACCAUCGGAGACAGUUUGAAAAGAGGAUGCCUAGGCGUAGACAAGUGAUUGAUUCCGACCUCAUUAAUGAAAGGAUGUUGUCCCAUUAGGUGAACAGCACCAUUCAGAACAAAGGGGUGUAAAUCUCAGCCCAUCAACCAGCCAGCCUAACUCAUUAAGCAACCGUGAAAAGUUAUUUUAUAGUAAUUGGCUGUUUCUUUGAAGUUAUUCACAAUAUUAAGAAAUAGGUUCUAGUUAAAGAUUCAUCAGAUAAUAGGAGUAGAUUUCAACAUAAAUAUAGAUACAAGUAUAACCAAAAGUAUAACAGAAGCAUUAGGGGAGAAACAUUCAAACAUUGAUGUGAAAGUUAAUUAGUCUCAGGAAACACUUUCUCUCAUCUCUAAAAAAGAUGCCUCGUACACCUUGAACAAAACAGAUUGAUCGCAACUUACUAAUUACAAAGUGCUAACAGUAGAAGUAGUUGCAUAACUUCAUACUUUAUAACUAACUGUAUAACAGAAAUUAAUACUACGGAUCUUAUAGCAGUUAGUUAAAACCAACUGUCUUUUGUAAUUUUUAUACACAUGAUUGGAACAGUGGAAAAUAUAAGAUGAAUAGCAGAAUUUGAUAGAGAUAGCAUAUGGAAUACAAUGACUAACAGAAUUCAACCAGUCCUUAGAGAUAAGCAAGUCUGAGACAGACCAGGAGGAGUAUAACCAGUAAUUUUGGAAUGCCAAUUAACAAGAUGCAUAGAAAGAUCCUAAGGCCUGGAGAUUAACAAUGUCUGUUAAACACCAUGAGAUCAUGGGACCCUGGGGCUGUCCAUAGAAUGCCUAUCAUUGAUUAGGUGUUUCACAGGCUUGAGUGUAUGGAAUCGGGGAGGACAUUUGACCACGUAGUAACACAAUGUAUAAAAAUGCUGUAUCUCACUGUAAAAAUCAGUGUGUUAUUGAUCUGUUUUCCAAUCUGAGCCAAAGAUUAAGGGAAUAAUGGUGGUCUCACAUUGAGGCCAGAUUCAUGGAAGAUCCUUUGACCCACUCCCUACAUUAACUGGUUCUUGCUUGAAUAAAAGUCCACCACUUGACUGAA